Musca vetustissima is the source of this 1228-nucleotide messenger RNA. RefSeq names its product ubiquitin-like modifier-activating enzyme 5 (gene Uba5). Bases 39 to 1223 code for a protein of 394 amino acids. Gene Ontology annotation, biological process: protein ufmylation. Gene Ontology annotation, cellular component: cytoplasm; cytosol. The record is from RefSeq and is a predicted model, not a curated record. Lineage: Eukaryota; Metazoa; Arthropoda; Insecta; Diptera; Muscidae. Gene Ontology annotation, molecular function: UFM1 activating enzyme activity. The transcript has a single exon.
CCAUCCGAAAGAAUCCUAAAAAGUGGAAACCAGCAAACAUGUCAGCCAUCGAAGAACUCCAGGCUAUGUUAGCCCAAAUGAAAGAGGAACUGGCCCAGCAACGUAUGGAAAAUCAAAAGGCUCGUCAGCGUAUUGAAAAAAUGUCUGCCGAAGUUGUGGACUCAAAUCCCUAUAGUCGCCUUAUGGCUCUGCAACGUAUGGGCAUUGUGAAAGACUACGAACGGAUACGUGAGAAAGCUGUUGCCGUUGUGGGUGUUGGUGGUGUGGGCAGUGUCACCGCCGAUAUGUUGACCCGUUGUGGUGUGGGAAAAUUGAUUUUAUUCGAUUACGACAAAGUUGAAUUGGCCAAUAUGAAUCGUUUGUUCUUUACACCAGAUCAGGCUGGUCUAUCCAAGGUGGAGGCAGCAGCUAAGACGUUGGCUUUCAUUAAUCCCGAUGUUAGCAUUGAAACACACAACUACAAUAUUACAACAGUAGAUUCCUUUGAUAAAUUCCUUGAUACCAUUGCCCAUGGAGGUCUGCAAGCCGGACAACCUGUUGAUUUGGUGUUGAGUUGUGUUGACAAUUUUGAGGCGAGAAUGGCCAUAAAUACAGCUUGCAAUGAACUUGGUUUGAAUUGGUUCGAGUCGGGUGUAUCGGAAAAUGCUGUCUCGGGACACAUACAAUUUAUACGCCCAGGUGAAACAGCUUGUUUUGCAUGUGCUCCACCCUUGGUUGUGGCUGAAAACAUUGAUGAGAAAACUCUAAAACGUGAAGGUGUAUGUGCUGCAUCCUUACCCACCACAAUGGGCAUUACUGCCGGCAUGUUGGUCCAGAAUACAUUAAAAUAUCUGCUUAACUUUGGUGAAGUUUCCGAUUAUUUGGGUUAUAAUGCCAUGAAUGAUUUCUUCCCUAAAAUGACAUUACGACCAAAUACCCAAUGUGAUGAUAGACAUUGUAUAGCAAGACAAAAGGAAUUUGCUGCCAAACCCAAGCCAGUCAAGGAAGAGGUGGUCGAUGAAACGAAUGAACAACUUCACGAUGAUAAUGAAUGGGGUAUUGAAUUGGUUGAUGAUUCUCAGCCAGAGGAAGCAACAACAGCGGCGGCUCCAGCUGCAAAUGUUACGGAGGGUUUGCGUUUGGCAUAUGAGGCUCCGGUGCAAGAUGAGACAGCCAGUGCUAAUACCGUCUCAGCAGCUGAUGUUAAUCUGGAAGAUUUAAUGGCUCAAAUGAAAUCCAUGUAAAAGUG